Mercenaria mercenaria is the source of this 5877-nucleotide messenger RNA. Its product is annotated as geranylgeranyl transferase type-2 subunit beta-like. Gene Ontology annotation, biological process: protein geranylgeranylation. Gene Ontology annotation, cellular component: Rab-protein geranylgeranyltransferase complex. Bases 98 to 1090 code for a protein of 330 amino acids. Gene Ontology annotation, molecular function: Rab geranylgeranyltransferase activity. The transcript has 9 exons. The record is from RefSeq and is a predicted model, not a curated record. Lineage: Eukaryota; Metazoa; Mollusca; Bivalvia; Venerida; Veneridae.
CGCUUUAAAGGUGUUUUCAAGCGUCUAAUCUUUUAUUUUUUUCCGACGAGAUUUUUGACAACUUUCUUUCAUAUAAUCGUUAAGGGUAACAUUAAACAUGGGGACACCACUGAAAGAUGUUACAAUAUCUGAGAAUGCUCCAAAGACAUUGUUACUUCAGAAACAUGCUGACUACAUUGCUGCCUAUAGCUCAAAAAAGGAGGAUUAUGAAUACUGUAUGACAGAAUAUCUCCGUAUCAGUGGCAUGUACUGGGGCUUGACAGCAAUGGACUUAAUGGGGCAGCUGUCUCGUAUGAGCAAGGAUGAGGUGAUAGAGUUUGUGCAGCAGUGUCAGCACGAGUGUGGAGGUAUCGGAGCAAGUGUGGGGCAUGACCCGCAUUUACUCUAUACCCUUAGUGCAGUUCAGAUAUUAACCCUGUAUGACUGCCAGAACUGUAUAAAUGUGGACAAAGUAGUGGAGUAUGUGAAAAACCUACAACAAGAUGAUGGAAGUUUCUACGGAGAUAAAUGGGGUGAAGUUGAUACUAGAUUUUCGUUCUGUGCUGUAGCAUGUUUGGCUCUGCUAGGGCGCCUGGAUGAAAUUAACACAGACAAGGCUGUAGAGUUUGUUUUAUCCUGUAUGAACUUUGAUGGAGGGUUUGGGUGCAGACCUGGGUCUGAAUCUCAUUCCGGUCAGAUAUACUGUUGUGUUGGUAUGUUAGCAAUACUGGGAAGACUACACAAUGUGAAUGCAGACAUGUUGGGCUGGUGGCUGUGUGAGAGACAGCUGCCCUCGGGUGGACUCAAUGGCAGGCCGGAGAAGUUACCAGACGUUUGCUACUCCUGGUGGGUGUUAUCAUCUUUGAAAAUCAUCGGCAAACUGCACUGGAUAAAUAAAGAGAAGAUGGUAAAGUUUAUGUUAGCAUGCCAGGAUGAGGAGACAGGAGGGUUUGCAGACAGACCUGGAGAUAUGGUUGAUCCAUUCCACACAUUAUUUGGUAUUGCUGGACUUUCAUUAAUGGGAGAGGAAUCUAUCAAACCCGUCAAUCCAGUGUUCUGUAUGCCAGAGGAGGUAAUCAGAAGAGCUGGGAUAAAAAUGGAACUUUUGUGAUAGGGAGGUGAUCAGAAGAGCUGGAAUAAAAAUGGAACUUUUGUGAUAGGGAGGUGAUCAGAAGAGCCAGGAAAUUAUAAUGCUGUGUGGUGGUUAGACUAUUCAAAGAAAACCAAACUGUGAUAUUAUAGAGAUUUCUGCAAGAAAGUCAAACAUCUUUAUGGAUUUUGUGUAUUAAGCUAAUUAGCAGUUUCGAAACAGGUUUAUAUCUGCACUUGCACAAGUGACCAGAUAUUUUUAUAUUGUUUUGAAGACAAGUUUUUACAUACUCCGCUUUUCUUUCAGAAUGUUAAAAUGUUAGAGGGAUCAUUGCUUUUUCUGUGAAGAUAGUACAUAAACUUUCUUAGAUCAUGAUAACUAUGUAAAACAUGGACUUAAUUAUUUCACAUGCAGGAUGUAUCUUUAAUUAUGAAAUUUCUUACACUUGUAAUUUUCAAGUUGUACUGAACAAAGAGCUAUAAAAAUAAAUAGAUCGGCAUCUUGAAAGGCAUAUAGAGCAAAUCUCGCCAAGCGUUCUCCACGUGCCAUUUUGUAUGCGAAAGCGAUUAUUCAUCGGUAAAUUAAUUAUCACCGUAUGACCACGCUUCUUUGAUGGUACAAAUUUAAAGGUACAAAUUGUAACUCCAUGCUCGCAGAUUCACACUCUGACACGAGAUCAUGCGAGAUUACAGCCAGUUGCCAUUCUGUGUAUUUUAUACUUCUUUGAACUGAAUGAGAACAGCAAAAAGGGUGUUUAUGCUGUGGACUGCUUUAAGACCUGCUGUCUUGCUGCUGUCACAACAGGGAGAUCAACCCGCUAUAUUUACAUUCUCCAUUUUCAUUCCAUUGAAGUUUAUGAUGUUUCUUGAGCGAGAAAGGGAAAGUUGCCAAAAUUAUGAUACUGCUGCUUAGUGAUAACAUAUAACUGUUUUUACAAUGCCCUGCAUGUAGUCAGGGAGACUGUUAUGAAGAUGAUGUGAUAGUUGUUCUGUCUAGUGAACUGUAUAACCAGGAAUCUGAUUCUAAUGUUAUGUCUGUUUAGGUUUUUCUUUUCAAAAAGAAAUGUUAACAAAAUUUUAUGGAAAGGAAAUAUGAUAUGAAUAUAUGGAAUAACAUUUAUUUUUUUAGUUAAUGUGAAAUGAACUACAGAAUAUGGUCGGCAAAUUUUGUUUGUUUUGGGUUUAAAGCCAUUUUUCAAUAGUAUUUCAGUUAUAUAAUGGGGGAGGCAUAUAAUCUAACCAGUGUUCCUGGAUUCUGUAGAUCUACCUGGACUCCACAAGUAAGUACCAACUUUCCCACAUUAAUAAGAGGUGGAGGACGAAUGAUUUCAGACACUAUGUCUUAUUACAAAUAAUCACGAAGAACAUAUGCCUGGCUCGGGGUACGAACUCACAACCUUGCGAUCAGCAGAUUUGCGCUCUUCCUAUUGAGCUAAGCUGGUUGGCGUGUUGUACUACUUCAGGAUGAUUAUGGGAUGUUUAUACUGUGGACUGCUUUUAGCAGGUCUUAUACAGUUUACAGUAACAUUUUACUAUAGGCAGGCCUUCCGGCUUUCCUACUUUUUCCUACAUUUUCCUACUUUUUUAAAUGCCGUAAAAGCAAAAAGGCAGUGGCUACGAUUACGGUACCGUAAUCCUAGCCUCCGAUUCUAGGAUUACGGAAGUUCCGUAUUCCUAGACAACCCUAUGAGGACAGGCUAGGAUUACGGAAGUAUUUAAGAGGCAUCAAACAUAUGUUAGGACAUGUAUAAAUGAUGUUGUAAACUUACUAAUUUCACUUAAAAUAACGAUUUUUGAUGCCUGCCAUAUUAUUUUGUGUUAUCGAUCCGCCAUUUUGCAUCUAUUAAUACUUCCUUAAUAUUAAGCUCUAUAGAAGAAAAUACCUACUAAAAUACACUUGAAGUCUUUAUAAAUGCGUAUUUAACUGCCAAUUAACAUAGAUCAUAUACGCAUAAAACCUAUCACAGGCAACCACAUUUUUUUUCGUUUUACAUGUCGACUAUAACCAUAUCGUAUGUUAUUAAAGACUAUGUGUGUUGACUUGAUGCGUGUACAUAUGCAAAAUUGUAGAGUCUGCAUAAAAACCAACUUCCGUUGCUACUACGAACACAACAGGGAAUGGUACAUUAGUAAGAAUUUUGUACAGUUUUGAAAAAAUUGCAGGUAUAUAUAUAUGAAACAUAGAUAAUUCUAUAAUAUUUCCGCGCACCGCCAUUAAUAUAUCGUUUAAGAUUAUACUAACCCACAAUGGCGGAUCGAUAACACGAAAUCAUACGACAGGUAUGAAAAAUCUCUAUUUCAAGUGAAAUAAGUAAGUUUACAACAUCAUUUAUGCAUGUCCUAACAUAUAUUUGAUGCCUCUUAAAUACUUCCGUAAUCCUAGCCUAUCCUCAUAGGGUUGUCUAGGAAUACGGAACUUCCGUAAUCCUAGAAUCGGAGGCUAGGAUUACGGUACCUUAAUCGUAGCCACUGCCUUUUUGCUUGACAUAAAAAAGGAAAAAAAUAAACAGCCUUUACAGUAGUUAUAUUGCAGAUGAUGGACUCUUGAUGUGUUGCUGGCAGUUUCUGGAGCCAUUUCAAGAUGAAAUACUCUGUAGAUACACUCCCCUAUAAUAGGGAUGUCUACAGGCAUUUUCAUUUCAAUCUGUUGAUUCCAGUAUAUAAUAAUAGAUAUAAAAAGGAAUUCUUUUACAUCCGUGUUUAAAUGAAAAUGCAAGAAGUAUACAUAUUUAAUCCUGUUGUGGUUUAAUUUUAUAUGAAACUAGGAAGAGGGUAUUUUAGUGGUAUGUGCCUAGAACUGACAGCUUUCUUGUAUACUGGACAUGACUUUCCAGUGUUUUCACCGGUACUGAAAAACACCAUCCCAGGGUGUAAGAUGACUAUCUAGCUGUUAAUGAAGUAUAACAAAGCUACAUCUAUGCUUAAGAUUUGUGCAGUAUUUUUUUUUCUGUAAAAAUGGAUAAAAUUAAAUACCCUGAUAGUUCCUCUUUGUUCCGUAUAGUAUUGUCAAUUCAAAAAACCAUUAUUUUACAGUAGAUGAUAAACAAACUGGAACUUAUACAUUGUUUCUUGCCUUUAAAUUCAAGAUUUAUUGCCUGUUUGCAGACGUAAAUUCCCUGUACAUCAUUCAAAACACAGCUGUUAGAAAAUAGUGCUAUUAGAAAGUAAUUUGUUUUAUUAUAUUUUUACUACUAUUUGUUGAAUAUGGCUUGCAAGAAAAAAAGAUUGUAUCACUGGUUGUAUGUGCAAAGUGGAAUAGCAAGCUCAGGAUGAAAGGAGGCUCUGACGAGCUACUGCAUGAACAAGUUACCUGAGAGCUUGAUAUUCCCAUCUGCACAUGCAACAAGUGAAAGAAUCUUGCUGUAAAAGCAAGUACCACUUCCCAAGGUCUCGGUCAUUCAUUUGUUUGAAAUGAUAUUUAGUAUGAUAUGAUAUUUGCAUUUAUUGUACCCCCCAACAACAAAGUUGUAAGGGGAGUUAUACUGGUUUCAGUCUGUCUGUCCAUAGACACAAUCUUGUGCGCACCAUCUCUCCUCAUCCCCUUGACACAAUUUAAUGAAACUUCACACAAAUGAUAAGUAACAACAGUAGUUGUGCAUGGGGCAUGUUAGGUUCUUUCAGAAAAAAAAAUUUCAGAGUUACGGGACUUAGUUUUUUGUUACUAUACUAUAUACAUAGACACAAUCUUGUGCGCACCAUCUCUUCUCAUGCCCUUGACACAAUUUCAUGAAACUUCUCACAAGUGAUCAGUAACAACAGUAGUUGUGCAUGGGGCAUGUUCGGUUCUUUCAGAAAAAAAAAUUGCAGAGUUACGGGACUUUGUUUUUUGUUACUGUACUAUAUACAUAGACACGAUCUUGUGCGCACCAUCUCUCCUCAUCCCCUUGACACAAUUUCAUGAAACUUCACACAAGUGAUCAGUAACAACAGUAGUUGUGCAUGGGGCAUGUUCGGUUCUUUCAGAAAAAAAAAUUGCAGAGUUACGGGACUUUGUUUUUUGUUACUGUACUAUAUACAUAGACACGAUCUUGUGCGCACCAUCUCUCCUCAUCCCCUUGACACAAUUUAAUGAAACUUCACACAAGUGAUCAGUAACAACAGUAGUUGUGCAUGGGGCAUGUUAGGUUCUUUCAGAAAAAAAAAUUGCAGAGUUAUGGGACUUUGGUUUUUGUUACUUUACUAUAUACAUAGACACAAUCUUGUGCGCACCAUCUCUCCUCGUCCCCUUGACACAAUUUAAUGAAACUUCACACAAGUGAUCAGUAACAACAGUAGUUGUGCACUGGGCAUGUUAGGUUCUUUCAACAACAAAAGUGGCAGAGUUAUGGGACUUGUUUCUUGUUAACAUAUUAUGUACAUACAGUCUGCAUAUGCAAUCUUGUGCGCGCCUAAUCUUCCGAACCCUUGCACACAAUUUAAUGAAACUUCACACAAGUGAUCAGUACUAACCCUAGUUGUGCAUGGUGCAUGUUACGUUCUUUUAGAUAAAUAUUCUGCAUAGUUAUGGGACUUUGUUUUUUGUUACUUUACUGUAUACAUACAGUCUAUAUACAUACAGUCCACAUAAUUAUGCAAUCUUGUGUGCAUCAAAUUGCAAUGUACUGUGUCAGUGCAUGCGGGAUUCAUUACCUUUAGUGAUAGCUCUAGUUUUGUUUUGAUAGCAGUAACUUGUGUGAAGGGUUGAUGAGUUUAAAUGAUGUUUAACUAUGCAUUUAUACACUUAUUUAGUGUUAAUAUGGUAACGAUACUGCUGCGAGGUUUGAUAAUUCAUGUGAAAUGUGCAAUAUACAUGUGACUUAUACAUAAAAA